AGCUCAUGUCCCACCCACUGGUGACAGUGUAAAACCAGGGUGUUUAGGGCAAAGGGGUCCUCCUUGAUCUGAACACUUCUGGGGGCAAGUGAGUCUUGGUCAGAUUGUUCAGCCUGGUGCUGCCUUGGUGCACUCUGAGCCUUCCUCAGCCCUGUGAAGACCUGAGACAAAGCAUCACCCAUGAGGAUCCUCUACCUGCUCUUCCCUUUCUUCCUCUUGUUGCUCCAGGGUGCUGCAGGUUCCUCCCUGGCUUUAGGAAGUAAGGAAAAAUGUCACCGAGAAAAAGGCUACUGUGGAUUUCUGAAGUGCAGUUUCCCCUAUGUCCCCAAGGGAAAAUGUUCAAGGUUUUUCUUUUGCUGCAAAUCAGUCUGGGGGUGAGACCCUGAACUCUACAAGCAGGACAUCCCCCAUGCUUCUGGAACCAUCUCCUGAUGUCUUCUCCCUUCCCUUCCUCUGCCUUCCCCAGUUGCUGUGCCAGCAGGAGUGGAUGUUCUGCUCCUGCAGGUUGCCCAGGGUCUCAUAGGCUGGAGACAUUUCCCCAUGGCCCUGCUGUGGCUGGGGCAGGGGCUGCUUUUCCCAGCAUGAAUAAAG
This is a messenger RNA of Calypte anna (Anna's hummingbird), 591 nucleotides long. Its product is annotated as ostricacin-2-like. The coding region runs from base 181 to 378 and encodes 65 amino acids. The record is from RefSeq and is a predicted model, not a curated record. Gene Ontology annotation, cellular component: extracellular region. NCBI's taxonomy places the organism in Eukaryota, Metazoa, Chordata, Aves, Apodiformes, Trochilidae. The transcript has 4 exons. Gene Ontology annotation, biological process: defense response.